GGUAACGGAGAGGCGGCGGUGGUAAAGGUGAUUCAGGGUUUCUGCAUCUUCCCUCCCUCCCUCCUUCCUAGUCUGGGCACCGGGGCCUGUGACCGCUUCGUUAGCGGAGAGGCAGCUGCCAGUCCGCUUCAGCAGGCCUGUGCCCCCAGCCAUUCUGGCUGCCUCCGUGCUGAGCUCGCGGCUCACGCGGGAGGGACGCGGAGUGACGAGCCGCCGAAGCAGCUUUGCGGUGAGAGCACGCGGGCCGGGGUCGGGCGGGAGCCUGGCGGCGGGAAACGCGCACUCUAGGAAUGAAGCGGUGUUUGGAUGACCAGGAGUCACUGGUGUAUGCAGCCCAGCAGCGUCAAAUCCCUGGCAGCACAGAGGCUUUUCCUCACCGGCACCGGGUGCUUGCCCCCACCCCUCCUGUGUAUGAAGCAGUGGCACAGACCAUGCAGCCAGCCCCGGGAAUUCAGCACUGUAACACCCAGCUACCAGCUUUUAAGCAAAACAACUGCUAAGAACGUUGAUUCUGGGAGAAAUGAUCAUGGGGGCACUGUCAAGAAGCCCCAACUGAACAACAGGCUGCAAAGGCCUAGCCAGAAUGGCUGCCAGAUACACAGACACCCUACAGAAACCACCCCUUCAGUGAAGGUUCCCUCCUGUACCUGAAACAAGAAGAUGCUUUCUGGUGUCUCCUUACCGUAAUGGGAGUUUUCAUGCCUCCGACUAUU
Molecule: messenger RNA, 713 nt
Organism: Sapajus apella (tufted capuchin)
Lineage: Eukaryota; Metazoa; Chordata; Mammalia; Primates; Cebidae
Product: paired amphipathic helix protein Sin3a-like
Exons: 4
Coding region: 307-651 (114 amino acids)
Source: RefSeq, a predicted model, not a curated record